GGGUUUGGGAAUUCCUCUUCUUUCUCGCCUGUUCUAUCGAAAUCUCGGCGCCCUGACGAUGAUUCCUCGUGGCAGGAUCCGGGAUUUCCUUCUGGCCGAGCGAUGACCAAUGCCUGGGACGAGCAAGCAACGAGCUCGCGCAUCCAGCUCGGGGAUUUGCACGCCACCGCCGAUCCAGAGGUAGAGGAGGAUCACAAUAGCGACGAGGGAGGAGGAGUAGUGGAAUUCUCCAGGCCAGGAUCGUCAGGGGAGAGGGGAUUGUCGACGAAGAAGAAGGAGCUGCGAAGGGUGUGGAGGCAGGAGUGGAAGGCCAAGCACAAGUGGGUGUAUCCCAUCAAGAACAGCGAGGGCGAGCUCCGGCUCAAGUGUACGUGGUGCACGUACUACAACAUGGACAAUGUGUACGCGCGGGAGGGGUGUAGCACCAUCCAGAUGAGCGCGCUCAACACCCACGCCAAGUCCGAGGCGCACAGGGCCGCCGAGAGCCGGAUUUGCGUCCCCACCUCGCUCGCUCUCCCCGACGCCCUCUACGAUGGAUCCAAGAAUGGAGCCGACUCGGACGGGCUGGACGACGUUCCCGGGGUGAAGAAGCGGCGCUUCUCCACGAGCCCGGUGAAUGGUGGCGGCGGUGCGAGCUCCUCCCCCUCCACCAGGGCCGAGGUCCUGGGACUAAUCAUGCACAAGAACAACAGCCGGGUGGUGCAGCUGCUGGUGGACGCGGAGAGCGGGCGGAACGCGCGGCACGCGACGAGCGUGGCGCUGGCCAAGAAGCAGCUCAAGCUGGACGAGCGGCGGCUCCAGAUUGAGCAGCACCUGCUGGAGCAGGACAGGGCGCGGCUAGAGGCGCACGUCCGCCUCGGCCAGAGCUUCAUCGCCGCGCUCACCGACAUUGGCGACGGGCUCAAGCGCAUCGGCAAUGCCAUGGAAGCGGCAAAGACGUAGUUUGAAGAACCCUAAAUACAGAGUUUCCCGCGAUUUCCGGAAGAACCCUAAUCUUGCCGAGGAGCCCUAAUUUUGUCCGAAAAACGAAAAACAGGGGAGGGCUGUUGGAAA
Molecule: messenger RNA, 1053 nt
Organism: Selaginella moellendorffii
Lineage: Eukaryota; Viridiplantae; Streptophyta; Lycopodiopsida; Selaginellales; Selaginellaceae
Exons: 2
Coding region: 103-942 (279 amino acids)
Source: RefSeq, a predicted model, not a curated record